Molecule: messenger RNA, 342 nt
Organism: Prorocentrum cordatum
Lineage: Eukaryota; Dinophyceae; Prorocentrales; Prorocentraceae
Source: the annotation of a GenBank genome assembly
GAGGAGGCGGAGAAGGAGGAGCCGCCAGGGGGCAGUCUCGACUGUUAUCCUCGGCGCGGCCCUCCCUACCUACCUCUCGCCAAAGGCGACCUCAGUGCAAGGUCAAGAAACAAUGCACAGCGCGACAGCCCGCUCACUGUGAAUUUUGGCAGCGAGCACCUGCCUGCGCGCCUGGGCCAGCCUGGGGAGGCGCAGGGCGCACGGCGAGCAGUGCCUGCACACUGCCCACACCUGCUGGGGGGCCUGCCGUGCCGACGCCCCAGGCACAGCGCGCAGCGCGGCGCAGGCUCCUGCGGCGCCGGCGGUGCAGAAGAGCUGCCCAGCGACCUCAGGCAUCUCUAG